Molecule: messenger RNA, 6599 nt
Organism: Ictalurus furcatus (blue catfish)
Lineage: Eukaryota; Metazoa; Chordata; Actinopteri; Siluriformes; Ictaluridae
Gene: dusp16
Product: dual specificity phosphatase 16
Exons: 7
Coding region: 716-2719 (667 amino acids)
Biological process (GO): negative regulation of MAPK cascade; protein dephosphorylation
Cellular component (GO): nucleus; cytoplasm
Molecular function (GO): MAP kinase tyrosine/serine/threonine phosphatase activity; protein tyrosine/threonine phosphatase activity
Source: RefSeq, a predicted model, not a curated record
UAGUAGUAGUAGUAGUAGUAGUAGUAGUAGUAAUAGUGUCUGAUGUUACAGUAGUGAUUAGUUUGUGACUGUAUGCUAAUCAUUGCCUGGCUACAGUGUGUCACUAAGCUCCGCCCCCUUCCUUCAAAUCCGCGGCAGCCAAUAGGGCCUGAAAGUGGAGCUGAAGCUCAGGACAGCGGUGUAACUAACUCCUUCACCCCGUCUCACUAACCGAGUUCUUUCUUCACUCCGCGGAGACACCGGAGGUACUUUCCCCGUGUGGAAGCCGGUGUGGAGUGUGGAGUGGAGUUGGAGGAAGUGUGUGCUCGGUGUGGCUUCUUUAAGGCCGCCUCGCUCGCUCGGAGUGGGACUGGUUUCAAAUGACGCCAUCGCUUUAUUUUUAUCAGCAUGACCUCAUCUCUGAGACGGAGUUCAGCGACCAGUGAAACUUUAUUCAACUUCUUUUUAAGCGGGCUGUUUUUCUACUCGGGCGGAUCUGCUCGGGGUUUUUCGGUGUCGGAGAAGAUAAGUGAGACUGGAGGUGAGGAGGGGAAAGGACGGGCUUUCUGAAAUGUGCUCUCGCUUCACUUGUCCUCUUUAACGCCAAACACUAAAAGGGUGACAUCAUCGGCUGCCACCACAAUGGGGUCGUUCUUCUGCUGAAGGCCCUCGCGGGCCACGUCAUCGCACCACAGGAAGAGAGGAGGUAACAGUCAGAGAGACGGAUAGAGAGGUCAUGGAUACGAUAGAGCAUGCUGGGAGAGCAGCUCCGGCCUCAGUGAGACUCAUCGGGCCGGAAGGCCUCGUGGCCCUGCUGGAGGGCGGACUGGACCGAGUGCUUCUGAUCGACAGCAGGCCCUUCGUGGAUUAUAACACCUCGCACAUCCUAGAGGCGAUCAACGUGAACUGCUCCAAGCUGAUGAAGAGGAGGCUGCAGCAGGACAAGGUGCAGAUCGCCGAGCUUCUGCAGCAUUCGGCCAAGAAGAAGUUGGAACUGCAGAAUCAGGAAGUGGUGGUUUAUGACCAGAGCUCGUCUGACCCCUCCUCCUUGUCAUCAGAGGCCUUCCUCAGCGUCCUAUUGGCCAAACUCGAGAGGAGUUUCCCGUCCGUCCACCUGCUGUCAGGUGGGUUUGUGGAGUUCUCUAAUCUCUUCCCGGGUCUGUGUGAGGGAAAGUGUAUGCUGGUGCCCUCCUGUAUCUCACAGCCGUGUCUUCCCCUCAACAGCAGCGGCCCUACACGCAUCCUGCCUCAUCUCUAUCUGGGGUGUCAGAGAGACGUGCUCAACAGGGAUCUGAUGCAGCAGAACGACAUAGCGUACGUCCUCAAUGCCAGUAACACAUGUCCCAAACCUGACUUCAUUCCCGAGUCGCACUUCCUGCGUGUUCCUGUCAACGACAGCUUUUGCGAGAAGAUCCUGCCGUGGCUGGACAAAUCCGUGGAGUUCAUAGAAAAGGCAAAAGCUUGUAACGCCAGAGUUCUAGUCCAUUGUCUGGCUGGAAUUUCCCGAUCCGCCACCAUCGCCAUCGCGUACAUCAUGAAGAGGAUGGACAUGUCCUUAGAUGAGGCAUACAGGUUUGUGAAGGAGAAGCGGCCGACCAUCUCGCCCAACUUUAACUUCCUGGGGCAACUGCUGGAUUUUGAGAAGAAAAUCAAGAGCCCUAGUGAAGUGGCAGCUAAGGGUAAGCCAGUGCAGGCAGAACUGGCCGACACGACAAGCCCCGGGCAAGAGAACGAGUGCUGCGCCCCGUGCUCGUCCGGCGGGAUCGGGGUGGAGAGAUCUACCCUGGCGCCACUAGAGCCUCUGACUCUGCCCUGUGUACUGGCUGGGGUUCCUGAGGAGCAGCUCCUGGCUCAGGCACUGUGCAGUCUGCAGCUGAGUGAAGAAAUGGAGGACAGCAUGCGCUUGAAGCGCUCCUUCUCCCUGGACAUCAAGUCGUACGGGGAGCCGAGCGUCGGCGCUCCUUUACGCACGUUUGGCAGUGGAGAUAGUCCAGACUACUACAAACCAUCCUCGUUUAAAGAUCCGUCAGUUAAGCCUUGCCAGUUCUCCCCUGUGGAGGAGGUUUCAGAACAGUCCACUCCCGAACAGAGUCCGGACAAAGAGCAAGCCGGAGGUCCCACGACCAGCAGCAACAAGUCCAUCAGCUCUGCCAAAUCCGGUCACUCCAGUAACCCCAACCAAACCAGUAAGCCCCAGUCUGCGGCCUUGAAACCCCCUCCUCCACCUGCCUGCCCUCAGCCGCUGCAGAGGAGCGGUAGCAUGGAGGAAACCGCCAGUGCUGCCAGCUUCCUGCUCGGCCUGUCCCGCUCUCAGCAGCAGUUGGCCAAAACCGGGUUAGGCGCACUAAAAGGCUGGCACUCCGACAUCCUCCUGGCGCCCGUCACCGGCGGCUGGUACCUCUCGUCCGAGUCGGCACGGUUCUACUCCACCUCGGCCAUUUUCAGCGGCGGCGGCGGCGGCGCAGGAGCCGGAGGCGCACAGAGCAGCUUCACGGCGACAUACAGCUGCAGUCAGGGCUUGGAAGCAGUGAGGAGGCGUAGCAGACAGAGGAGCAGCGAACGCGGAGACUCGCGCCGCAGCUGGCACGAAGAGAGCAGCUUCGAGAAGCAACUGAAGCGGCGGAGCUGCCAGAUGGAAUUCGGCGACGGCAUGACCGAGAGCCGCUCCAGAGAGGACCUAGGGAAAGUAGGCAGCCAGUCCAGCUUCUCCGGGAGCAUGGAGGUCAUCGAGGUGUCCUGAAAGAGAAAAAGAAAGAAAGAAUUGAAUGUCGCUCUUAAACUGAAUCACGACUCUCUGUAAGAAGGACGAUUUUGUGGGUUAUUUCCCCGACACAAAAUCUUUUUUCAAGUGCUUUUCAUGGACUAGAAAGUAGUGGUGCUUCUUAGGCUUUUUUUUUUUUUUUUUUUUUUCCCCCCACCCAAUGACCAAGAAUAUUUUUGUAUUCGUAGAGCUGAAUUCUGCAGGUAAUAACGUUCACCGAAUACAGCUCCCUUUUUCGGAUUGUCCACGAGCGGACACUCGGACACUUUCAGUCGAUUAUCUCUGGGUUUCUGUGUCCGUUUUGUUUUAGCUGAGCCUGUUUCGUCAGUGGAUCAGUACCGAUCACCAUGUCGCGACCGAUCCAGUACGUCUGUCUGACUCCAAUACGGAAUCUUGAGCCCGAAACUGAAGCACGAAUGAAGCUGAUUGAAGAUUUUUUUGUUUUUUUUUUUCUUCUGCUACAUACUACAAAGGGUGUCUACGUAGCAACUAUACAGUACCUCAUGAAUCCAAAUUAAGGGCUUUCCUCUCUCUCUCUCUCUCUCUCUCUCUCUCUCUCUCUCUCUUUGCUUUUUUUUUUUUUUUUUUGCUUUUACUCAUAAGUGUAGCUUUCAAUGGUUAAAAUCUCAGGUCUUAUUUUGAGCAGCAGGAAAAGACAUUUAUAAAGGAGUCCCUUUUGCUUUGAAUUACGGCGUUAAGAUUUAAACGCCUGUAAGAGAUUUUUUUCAGGCGAUCCACAAUCAGUCGCUUCACGUCAGAACGCAAAGACUAAACGCGUACGUUAGCCGAACGAAGUGCGGGGACUGAACUGAAGUUCAGACGGUAGAGGUGGAGCUGGAAAAGGCCAGGUGGUAUGGCUUGUCGUGUAAAUGGUGGGUUGUUAAAGCAAGUGAUAUGGUGGGGGGGGGGGGGUGAGGGGGCGGAGGAAAAGGAAGAGGCUGGAACUCUCGUUUCAAAAGGCGCAACUCGAUCUCGAGAUCAGAGCGCAUUAUUGUCCUCUGGAACAAACGUCUUUUAGAGCGUAGGAAAUAAACACCUUUUCAAGUUGUAAUCAAAGCUACUCUGCAGUGUGAAACGGCACACCACAGCGGUCGCUUACCGAUUGGACAUCAUCAAAAAAAAAAAAAACUCGACAGAUUUGUGCCGUCGGUUCAAUCAGUAAUUAAAAAAAAAAAGCCAGCUUUAUCGAGGAGGAAAUACCCAAUCAAACGCAGAGAAAUAAGAGACUAAAGCCAGACGAAUGCCCGACUCGGUUUGAUCCCUCGGAUUACACGAACAUCAUAACUCUACAGACGUCUACCAUCAGGAACACGAUCAAUGAUCAAACGAACGCGUCUACUGUUGACUUUAACAUUUACCAUGAUCUCCCAUAACAUACCGCAUGUUAUCCAGCCUCAGACCUACAUUCCAUUAAAUACCAUAUCAAGAGUUUGUGGGUCACGCAGAUGUUCUAGUGUGAAACAUCUGCUUGUCACGUGCAACUCGCACUCAAAGUGGCUUUUAGAAGGGGUCGGGUCACAUGAUCGUGGUAAAAUGGUUGAGCGAGCAGCUAAAUGAACACUUUGUUUGUUUUUGCCAGUUAAGAUCAUAUUAACUUUCUAGACCCCAGUACGGUAUACACUAUGCGGCCAAAAGUAUGCGGACACCAGACCAUCACACCCCUACGUGCUGUUGCACCAAAGUUGGAAGCACACGAUUGUAUAAGAUGGCGUUGUAUGCUGUAGCGUUACAGUUUCCCUUCACUGGAACUAAAACCCGCGCACAAAGCCAGCGCCAUGAAGACAUGGGUCGCCAAAGUUGGGAGUGGAAGAACUCUAAGAGUGUCGCAAAAGUCCUGAGCUCAACUCCACGGGAACACCGACCUCCUCAUUCAACACCUCAGAAUCUAGUGGAGCGCCUUCCCAGAAGAGUGGAGGGUAUUAUAAGAGUAAUGGAACGGGAAGUUCGACAAGCACAAUGAUGGUCAAGGGUUCACAAAUCUUUUGGCUGUAUAGUGUAUUUUGCUCAGCGGUAGAGAAAAUGCCAAAUAUAGCAGGACGACUAGGUGACUAUAGGUCCGUCAUCAUCUCUACCGUAAUCACUGGAGUUCAGAGUCACCCUUUAUUACGCAUAAAUUCUUAUAUUUCGCAGCUACAUUUACUAUCGGAUAAUGUAAGGAAGUAUUACGGUCCUGUCAGUAUUGUAGGCUCGUGAGCGAGUUCUAGCUUGGCCUCUUCUCGUGCCUUUAUAAGACUGAACAAAAGGAGCUCUUCAGGUAUUUCACCCUUUCAUCCAUCCCUUAUCCUGUCCUCAAAACAGAGUACUGAUCGUUACCACUCCAACACGGAUCCGCGUCGUCGUCGCUAAUCUCCGUCGAAUCGUUGCUAAUCGACUCUUCUACCCAGGAAUGUUCCCGGGACAGUGCCUUCUACACCUCCAGAACCUUGCAAGUCAAAAAUGGAUUUUCGUGUUUCUUUCAUUUCUCAAAGUGUGUUUGUGGUUUUUUUUUUUUUUGUUGUUGUUGUUGUUGUUUUGGAACAGGACACAGGUGAUGAAAGCAGGUGACGUAUUCGAUUCGAAAGCUUCCCUAAAGCUGUGAAGAUACUCCUGUAAAUAAGUGCAUUCUUUGUCAGUAAUCAGCGAUUAAAUGAUGAUUUUUUUCUCCUCCAGUGAAAAUGUAAGAAUCAGCAGCUUUACUUUACUUUAUGAUUGAACUAUUGAGCCUCUUAACCAGGAGAAGAGUUCGACCGUCUGCGGCUUCUUUGCAAAGACUGAGCUUCACAUUCAAGAUGCACGGCGAGCCUCAAAGCCAGGCCAAGUGAAAAUUCCUAUAGGUAAAUCUUUGUGGCCAAAUUACAGUAUAUAUAUAUAUAUAUAUUUAUAUAUAUUUCCCCCUAACUGAAUGACUGCGUUAUGAUCGUGCCUACGUAACCGAGAAGCAUAGAGGAGACGGUACAAGCGUGUGACGUGUGUGAAUGGCCUUUUAGAGAUGCCUGAGAGUAUGACGUGCCUUUUCCUUCCACCGUAUGCAGUUUUACAAGUUCUUUGAUGUUGGUGGUUAUUAUUAGUUGUAUGUUUUGACAGUUGAAAUAAACCUAAACCGGUACUCAACACAUGCGAUGCUCUGUCCACAUUUUACUCCACUUAGCUAAAGAACAGAUCCAGGAACAGCACUUCUGCUCGUAUCCUAAAGUGUGUAAGGUGUAUUUUUUUAUUAUUUUUUUUUCCCCCAGUGACACAGCGAGUUACAUCCUGAUGACCGUUUGAACGCACCAACCUGCCAUUCAUAUCCGAUUUGAGGGAAGGAAACCGAACAAAAAAACGAUGCCACUUGUGAGAUCCUAAAAUAUUCUAGUGUAAAGCGCCGGGGUUUGUAAUCCUGGGAUUUGGUCUUGUGAGCCAGGGGUAAACAAAUAGGCAGAACUCUGGCCUCUUUGGCCGAGUAAAUAAAUAAAUUAAUUAAUUAAUAAAUCGAGGAGCAGAUUAUUAUCAAGUAGCAGCACAACAGUCUUUUGGCCCACUGUUGCUUUGUGCACAUAAGAAAAAGACCUACCCAUGUCCACUGAUAUACACUAGGGUUUCUUUUUGUGGUGAAAUUCUGUUUUUCUCUCUUCCUGCUAGGAUUUAGCAAUGUUAGCACCUCUGCAGGUCAUCCUUAUAGUCAAUAGACAGUGACACAGUUCACAUUUACACACACCUAGGCUAAAGAUAUUACAGAAAAGCUUUUCACGUCACACAUUACUACACAUUUCUUUUGGUAAGUUGUUAGAUUAAUAUUAGAAACAGCAGUGGGUCAAACGUUUACAUGAGCUAAGUUGACGGUCUCUUUAAUUAAACAGUCUGGAAGAUUCCAGAAAUUGGCGUAAUUACAUUUAGAAGC